UGUGUGUUCGAUUUCGAAAAAGUUAAGUACAAAAAUGAUUGAAAAAUACGGUCCUAUCACUCAAGCUUUUUUGGGUACUUUAUUCACUUGGGGCUUAACAGCUGCUGGUGCUGCUUUAGUUGUCGUUAUUCGAGGACAUCAGCGUAAAUUAUUAGAUUCUAGUUUAGGCUUUGCUGCGGGUGUAAUGAUCGCAGCAUCUUAUUGGUCUUUGCUUGCACCAGCUAUAGAAAUGGCCGAAGAAUCAAAAUUAUACGGGGAAAAAGGACAAUAUGCAUUUCUUCCAGUGGGUUGCGGGUUUUUGCUUGGUGCGUUCUUUGUCUUCGGCACAGAUUUAUUGAUCACAUAUUUAGGGGUCCAAUCAACCCAUAAUUUUGUGAUUAGGUGCUAUCAUUUUUCAGUUCAACGAAAAGAAAAAGAAGACCCACCACGAUUACUCCGUACAGCCGCGAAUGUACAACUUGCAACUAUCGAUUCACUGGCAAUCGAUGGAUUUUCCGUGAAUCAUCGACGGCGGACGACGAAUCGUUUAAGUCGUGGACAAAUGUUAGAACGAUCACAAGUGUACGACCAAGUGGAAUCUGAUGAGGAAUCAACGAAAAAUAGUCAAUGGAAGCGGAUUUUAUUAUUGGUGGUAGCAAUUACAGUUCAUAAUAUUCCUGAAGGCCUUGCUGUGGGAGUGGCUUUCGGAGCUAUUGGUAGCACCAAGUCAGCGACGAUAGAAAGUGCAAGAAAUCUCGCACUAGGUAUUGGAAUCCAAAAUUUUCCAGAAGGAUUAGCUGUUAGUUUACCAUUACAAGCAGCUGGUUUUUCAACAUUACGAAGUUUUUGGUAUGGACAACUAAGUGGUAUGGUAGAACCAUUGUUUGGUGUAUUAGGUGCAUUAGCUGUAAGCACUGCACAACCAUGCUUACCAUAUGCAUUAGCAUUUGCAGCUGGUGCUAUGAUUUAUGUGGUUGUUGAUGAUAUUAUACCAGAAGCGAAUACCAAUGGUAAUGGUAAACUUGCAUCAUGGGGUGCAAUGUUAGGAUUCUUGGUCAUGAUGUCAUUGGAUGUGGGUCUUGGUAAUUAAAUGACUUAUACCUACCUACAA
Molecule: messenger RNA, 1090 nt
Organism: Chrysoperla carnea
Lineage: Eukaryota; Metazoa; Arthropoda; Insecta; Neuroptera; Chrysopidae
Gene: Zip48C
Product: zinc transporter ZIP11
Exons: 6
Coding region: 35-1069 (344 amino acids)
Biological process (GO): zinc ion transmembrane transport
Cellular component (GO): membrane
Molecular function (GO): zinc ion transmembrane transporter activity
Source: RefSeq, a predicted model, not a curated record